This is a messenger RNA of Vombatus ursinus (common wombat), 4427 nucleotides long. It is a transcript of the gene SCARA3, whose product is annotated as scavenger receptor class A member 3. The coding region runs from base 526 to 2346 and encodes 606 amino acids. The record is from RefSeq and is a predicted model, not a curated record. The transcript has 6 exons. NCBI's taxonomy places the organism in Eukaryota, Metazoa, Chordata, Mammalia, Diprotodontia, Vombatidae.
ACCAAGGAAGUUGAUCUGGGCUCUGGCCCAAGAAGUGACGAGGCUGGGAGAGGGAGGAGAAGGAGAGUGAGGCACGGGAAGCCUGGAUCACACACUUGGAGUUUGGAUGUCUGGUGGGAAAGAGGGUGACUCCUAGCUGAUGGGUGAGCGGGGAGGGAUGGUUAGAGAGAACAGCUGUGUCAGCUCCAGGCCCUAGGCAGCAAAUGCCAGUGGGAAGGAGUCACCGCAGGCUACUAUUCUAACCUGGGGCAUGAACUAAAAUCCUCAAAGCCCAGGCCUUUGAGGGAGCCCUGAGAAAGGUCCAGAGGCUAAGGAUGAGUCCAGAAAGCUAAUCUCUUCCUCACUGUAGCCGAUGGGUUGAGAGGGGCACUAAGAUGCUUUGUAUAGUGCUAUAGGGAGUCACCUGCCAUCCUGUCUCGGGCCACCAAAGCUAUCCCCUCCCAGGUCAUUCCAAGAAGCAUCUGAAGCUCCCCAAGAGCCCCUUUCACCACCUUCCACCUCUGGCUCCCGACUUACAACGAGACCAUGAAAGUGAGGACCACUGGAGGCGACGGAGAAGCCUUAUGUGUAGCAGAAGAGGAACCUGUUGGAGAAGAGGAGGAAAUGCCAGCAUUCCCAUGCACCCAGAAUGGCCCGGCAGGGCCCAGCUGUAGCCGCUGUCAGAAGAACCUGUCCCUGCACACAUCCGUGAGAAUUCUGUACCUCUUCUUGGCCCUCCUGCUAGUGGCUGUGGCAGUGCUGGCUUCACUGGUGUUUAAGAAGGUUGACUCUCUCUCAGAAGACAUCACCAUCACCCAGUCAAACUAUGAGAAGAAAAUAGUCUCUGUGCAGGAAAACCUCCAGGAGCUAGAUCAGAAAGCCCUGGGCAAUUGCUCCUUCUGCCAUGACACGGGGCAGUUGGGACAAGAGAUCCACAAACUUCAGCAGGAGCUGGAGGAAAUCCAGAAGAUGCUUCUAGUCCAGGAGAUUCAGUUGGAUCAGACGUCCCAGACCCAUCAGCAGCUCUUCUCGGCCAGCAACCAAAUCACGGCUGUGGUAGACAGCUGCUCCUUCUCCAUCCACCAGGUCAACCAGACUCUGGGGCAGUUCCUGGCCCAGGUGAGGGGCUGGCAGGCUGCCAUGGCUGGACUGGACUUUUCACUAAAGGGCCUGACCCAGGACUGCUAUGAUGUUAGGGCAGCCGUACAGCAGAUCAACUUCACAGUGGGGCAGACCUCAGACUGGGUCCACAUGAUCCAGCGCAAGAUGGAAGAAGAAACCUUGACCCUGCAGAAAAUGGUCAGUGAGUGGCAGAACUACACCCGGCUCUUUGGUGGCCUGCGGGCCACCUCAUCCAAAACUGGGGAACUGGCCAAGAGCAUACAGACCAGCCUCAGUACCGCUUCCCAGCGCAUCAACCAAAAUUCUGAGGGCAUCCAUGACCUGGUGUUGCAGGUGAUGGGCCUGCAGCUGCAGCUGGACAAUGUCUCAUCCUUCCUGGAUGACCACGAGGAGAACAUGCAUGACCUGCAGUACCAUACGCGCUAUGCCCAGAACCGGACUAUGGAGCGUUUCGAGACCCUGGAAGGUCGUAUGGCUUCACAUGAGAUCGAGAUAAACACCAUUUUCACCAACAUCAAUGCCACAGACAACCACGUACACAGUAUGCUCAAGUACCUGGACGACGUGCGGCUCUCCUGCACGCUGGGCUUCCACACCCAUGCUGAGGAGCUCUACUACCUCAAUAAGUCUGUCUCCGUCAUGCUGAGCACCACGGACUUGCUGAGGGAGCGUUUCAGCCUGCUCCGUGCCCGGCUGGACUUUGACAUCCAGAACCUCUCAAUGGUCAUGGAGGAAAUGAAGGCCGUGGAUGUCCAGCACGGAGCCAUCCUCCAGAACGUCACCAUCCUAAGAGGCAUCCCUGGACCUCCAGGACCAAGAGGACUCAAAGGCGACGUGGGCGCAAAGGGACCCUAUGGGAGCAGGGGUCCCAAAGGAGACAAUGGCACUAUGGGCCCCCCUGGCCCUCAGGGCCCUCAGGGUCAGCCUGGUAAAACAGGGCCAGCAGGUGAAAGGGGACCCAGUGGCCUCAAAGGCUUCCCAGGCCUGAAAGGAUCUAAAGGCAGCUUUGGAUCAGCAGGACUGAAAGGACAGCCAGGCCCCAAGGGUGAUAUGGGACCCCAGGGGCCAGAGGGACCCCCAGGUUCUCCAGGUCCACCAGGACCCCAGGGCAAGCCAGGGAUCGCUGGGAAGACAGGGUCACCAGGCCAGGUUGGGCCCAUGGGCCCAAAGGGCGAGCCUGGCAUACAGGGUCCCCCAGGUCUUCCGGGGCCUCCAGGGCUACCAGGAAACCAGAGCCCCUACUGAAAAGAGUCCACUUCCUAGAAAUGCUGCCACACAACAGUUCUGGGGAAAGGGACUGCCCAAAGCAGCCCAGGGCCCUGUCAAGGAAGAAGCAUCUCUCCAAAGACAACCGUGCCUCCUUCAGCUCCACUAGGAUUCCUCCUGGAUCUGACCUGUCCAUAUCCAGCUUUCGAAGGACUUUCUGCUUGCUGCCUUGGCUAGUCCCAAUAGGGAUCCUAGAACCCUACCUAUCCUUGUCCCCAAAGGCUGCUGCCGUAGUCCCCAGUCCUAAAUUAAUGGGACUAAACUUUUUAGUUCUUAGGGGGAAGAUGGUGAUGGGGAUGAUGAUUAAGGUGGUAGUGGUGGUUGUGGUGGUCAUGAUCAUGGUGAUGACUGUGGUGGUGAUUGAUGAUAAAGAAGCAGCAACACCCUUCUUACUGUUCUUCUUUCCCAUAAAGCCUUUCUCCACUGAACAGGGAGUCUAACUGGACUAGCCUUGGGAGGGUGAAAGUGCAGGCCAUGAGGAGGGCAGAUGGGUCUGGGGAUGCCCAUGCCGAUGGGACUUGAGCAAAUUACCAUGUGGGAGUUAGUGCAUAAAUCUGGUAGUGACUGCCCAGGAGAGGGUGUGGAGCUAGUAUCAUUACUGGUAUAGCAAAUAUUCUCUUAUUCCCCCAUCAUAUUCAACAUGGCUAGGGCCAACUAUGUACUUGACGUGUCAAGGAAGGAAGAGACAAAAAGGAACUUCCUGCUUAUGGAAACCAUUAGAGAGUAGGUCUAUUUGAUCAUCAAAAAUGCUUCUUGGUUUGGACUGUACCGUAUUGGAGGUGACUCAGAAACCUUUAGAGGAAUGACUUCAGAGAGAAAUGCUCUUCCUGACUGGAGUAGAAAGAAAUGGCCAUGCCAUCCUCAGGGUCCUGUCUCUGGUUUCAACUGAAAGCAAGGGGCCUUUUUAAAAGACCCUUUACCUCCCCACCUCCUCUUGGGGCAUGUGGCAGCCCAGUGGGAAUUGAUGUGGAAGAAUGUCUUCACUUUAGAGAGAAAAUGCAGCAAUUGAAAGUACACCCUAAAGUUUGGUUUUGGAGCUAGAACUGUAAUUUUAUUGGUGCAGGAAACUCCCCAUGACACAACUCCCUUCACUAACACAGAUCAGCACCAGCUCUGCAUCUUCUAGUUUUUGAAAACUGCUUAAAGUACAUUGGCGAAAAUGGGUGGAGAAGGCCACUGAUGUUGGGAUGAGGUAGGGAAAGCAAACUGAAGAGGACUGUCCCAGUUAAACAUGCUCAUGUUUGGGUGCUUUGGGAAGAUAGCUCUUCAUUCAGAGAGUCCCCACCCCCCCCCCCACACACACACAAUUUCGCAUCUAACCCUGAGGCUGGCCCUCUCUGUUACCUGAAUGAGAGCUCAUUGUCAUCAUGGUGGAUGUACCAGGCAGCCGCAGGUACCCCCUGCUAACCAGAGCCCUGCUUCCACCACACUAGGUUCACCUGGCCCUAGCAUACACUGAACAGCUGCUCAUCCUGUACACAUAUUUACAGUGAUCCCACAAGUAGUGCCUUUCUGCUCCCUGAUCCAGGACUAAAAAUCGCCCCUGGCCAAUCCAGUGAAGAGGGACAAGAUCGUACUAGUAGUGGGCAGGACUCACCAUUAAAAUCAAGGGCAGGGCCCUCAAGUGAGUACAGUGUUUGACCCUCUUGUUUCCCAAGGACCUACUGACUAUCCCUCCAGUUCCACCACCCUCAGCUUCCAGGAGGCACUGCUGGAGGGAAGUAUCAAGAAAUUCCUUGUAAAAGGAUCAAGAUUCCCAAAGCUAUGACACUCUCUGGGCUGUGGGAAGCACCAAAGCCACUUUCUUCCUAUUUCUGCAGAAUCACAAUCCCAGACUUUAGGAAAGAGGGGGUUAGGGUCUUUGCUACCAGACUGAUUGAUCUGGAACAGAGCCCUUGUACUACUUGCUGGGGCCUGAAGUGGCAUCUUAAUUUUAUUGUCUUUGUUCCAAUUAAUAUGCAACUGGUUUGCAUCUUCCCCCAUUGCUGCUGUGUAACCCUUGUAUCUACCUAUAUCACAAAACAUUGUAUUACUGGAUCAAUAAAGAGAUACCUACCUGA